CCAUAUAGGAGGAAUCAGUAGAAGAGGUCAGGUAAACAUAUCCCUACCUCUGAUAGUGGAGAAAAGCAGGCAUGCUCAGUGAGAUCAAACCACUCAUGCUUGUUAAUUUUUUUUAAUUCUUCAUAUUAGUUGAAAUCAGAUUGUUUGCUUAUGUGAUUUAUGCAUGUUAGACUCGACUUUUGUGUUCGCACUGCAAUGAAAUGCUUGCAGGUCGAUUUUCAAAUGAUCAGCCCUCCUCCCUGUUAGACACUCUUCCUCCUCUUUCUCGUCCUGUUGUGUUGCAAAGCAGACUCAAGGAAAUACUGUACUGAGCUUUAUUUCCUGUUAAAUGUUUACGGUAAAUUUGUAGUCGUUGUCAUUGUUGAGCUUGAUUGGCAUUGGCAGCUUUUUGUGUCAAGUGUGUGUGUGUGUGUGUGAGUGUGUGUUUCAUGUCUUACCAUUGACUGGGGCUGCAAUGAGUUAAAUCGCCACCGUGAUCUCAUAGCCACACACUACAAAUAGCAAAAAUAAUUAGAAAGGCAAAUUACUCAACUAUUAUGUUAUAAGUGUUACUGUGUUUUUACAAGGUUGUCAUUUGGCUGCUCUUUGCUGAAAUGAAAUGACAUCUUCACAGUUUUUAAUUGUAAUUUUGUGGCAACACACUCAUUUGAAUUUAAUACAAUUUUAAUCCAGUUUGAUUUCUUUUAAAUUGUCAACUCAAUGCAUACUACAACUCAAAUGAAGUUAAAGUUAUUUUAAAUGGUUGGACACACCAUGAAUAAAAUAUAUUUCUGUAAAGAUGCACUUUUGCAUUUGCUGAAUAAACGUGCCUUGAGUCAAGACUUGAACAGUGAUUAAAGUCAUGUUUGUGUGUUUUUGCUCUUCUGAUCACAUGUCACUUUUUUUUAGCAUUUUAAUGCUGUGCCUUCUCAUACCUGAUGCCAGUCAAUUGGACAAUACAAUACCAAUGAUAGGAUGUGUGUGUGUGUGUGUAUCCUCUUGGUUCACAUCUCGGCAUAUUUGUGCAUUUUGGGUAUACCUGAGCAGUAGUGGAAGACAGAUAGGCUUGUUUCAUGGUGUGCUGGUAGCAUGGAGCCAAGGGAGGUAAGCGCCUCUGGCUGUCGUAACCCCUUCUCUCCCUUUCCUCCCAUCCUCCCUCCCUUCCUCCCUUUCUGGCUGUCUGCUCCUCGGUGUGUCUCCAAAUACUGUAGCUCCCGCUUUACCUCCCACCUUCCUGUUGGCGGGCACGGGCCCAGCAGGGGAGCUCGCUGACAUGUCCUCAGUCAGAGAGAGCGAGAGAGAGAGGGAGCGAGAGACCUCUCUUGAUGAGUGCCAGGCUUGUAUAGAGAAUUCACAAAUGCGGUGAUGUACUAUUUUGCUAAAAUGCAUCUUAUAAAAUUCUUGCUGCACUAUAAAUGUGAUGCAUUCUAUUUCUGUGCAUGUGACGAAGGGCCGCAGUCGUCCGCUUGAAUCAGAUUGUGGUUUUUUGAAUGUGCAAAGCCAUGCAGUACUAAGACCGGUUCCUCCACUUGUCCUGCUGCUGAGGCCAUUAUGACGUGUCAUGUUAUCAGCAGUGGGCGGACCCGGGCUCAGCGGCAGGAGGAGGCAAAAGGAGGGUGGGAUGAGAUGACGGUCGUGCUCUCAGGUGUGUGUUUGUGAUCCUGAAUGGUAGCCUGCACUGUCUACAAAAAGCUUCAAUUCCUGUCCACUUUUCUCCCAAAUUCCUGCUUGUGUCCUUAGUUUCUUGUCUGUGACAUCCUUUUAUGUGUUUCAAGCAAAGUUGGCAGGGUAUUUUUGUGGUUUUGCUCUUUCUCAAUAUGUUAUCGUGUUAACAAUCACUGUAGGAGACUAGAUUUAUGACUCGAAAGAAGAGCAUGCGUGUGCAGCUGUAUUAGGGCUGGUGUGCAUUAUUUUAAACAUUAACACAUUUCUCAAAGUGCUUUAUUGUUUUUUUAUGCAAACUAGUUUUUAUAUGAGUCCACUGAUGCUGCAUGGCUCACAUUAUACAGGAGCCUCUGCGAGGAGGGAGAAUAAUCCUGUGUAGAAAUUGCAAAUUUGAUAUAUUCUUCACUCAAGGAUGCUCAUGAGCUGUCACAGACGAGGACACAAUAAUUCAAGUUUAAAUCAAAUUUCUUACAAAAAAUGAAUGCUGUGAUUAUGGAAGAUUGUCUACUCUGUGUGUUUAAUUAGAAUUCUAAUAUUAUCUGUCUGAUUUGUAGCAAACAUAGACGUUAGGUGGUGUUGUUGUGACUGUCAGGAGAUGUGAUCCAUGCCUAUUCAGAACCACCAGCAUCGAAGAGUGUGUGUGUAUAGCAUAGCGGCAACUAAUAGCUAUAUAUGCAUCCUAUUUUGGGCCACAGCAGCUAACACCGAGUGUUCCGGGACGGAAGAUAGGGCAGCUUCGCAUCAUUAGAGGACGCAAUUACACACCGGGCUAGAGGACUAGGCUCCGAGGGUUGCAAAAAUGGACCACAGCCUCCCAUAAGCCCACCCCUCUCUUGGACCCUGGAGGCCAGCAUUCCACCCUCCGCGCUAGCGCUUAUCAUCACAAAGGACAGAAUGCAUAAAAUAUGGAGGACGCUUAGACAGGUCGCCUUUCUCUCGCCAUACUGAGCCCUUGAACAAUACAUGGGCCCCUCUGGCCUGUGACUCUGACGACACACACGCCGUCUUUUUUAUCCUCGCCUAUUCCUUUGUCAUCCUCUUCCUCUUCCUCUACGUUACUGUGCUCUGCAGAGUGAUAACCGCACCGGCAUUGUUUAUCAGUGCCUGUGAAAGCUACUGUAUGUGUGUAUGAAAGAUUUAAUACAUAUUUUUGUUAGCUAUUGUAUUGGAUGUUUUUACCUUCUUUAUUACCUGCAAAUGACAUAUAAUUAACAUGUCCUCCUCAUCAAAGGUUAGAGAAUUUACUGACAAAUUAACACACAUUUACUGACCUUACAUUUUGGUUGGGGAAUAAGUAGCAUGAUUUGUUUUUGAUUUUUCUUUUAAAUAUUUUUUGGUUUGGUCAUCACUAAUUUACAGCAAGGUCACCCUACAUCAGGACACCCAUUAGGAGCAAAUGCAAUAUGUGUGUGUUUAUCUUUUGGACAGAUGAAAGAUUAAUGUAAAGCCAAAUAUUUCACACACUCUCAAGCUUGCAUUGCAUGUCAUUUUCUUUAAAAAAAAGACUAUCAUGACUGCCUUAUGUUUUUUUUAUAUUAUGUGUUAUGAUUUUUUAAAUUACUGUAUUCUUACAAAAUUGUUUCCUUGCUGUUUUGAGCUACAUACUCAAUGAGUACAGCAGUCUGCUUCCGACAGGCUUUUUUAUUUCUGUCUCGCCAUGCAUGUGUGAUAGCUGAGCUGUUGGAAUGUACUGUUCGGAUAUGCCGGACCCGAGGUCUAUGGCACUUCCUCUCUGUGUACUUUACAGCUUAUCCUCCUUGGGAUUACGGAGAGAAGAAAAGAAAAGAGCUAACACUGGAGCGCCCUCUCACUCUCACACCCUUCUUCCUCAUUUUUCACGACUCACGCGCACAAUAAAUUCCUGACAAAAAGUGUAAUUCACUUGCAAAUGUGCAGUAGUCAUGUCCAUGCUGCAUGUGAGGGGAAAGAGUGGGAGAAGGAGAGCGAGGAGACGAUAGAGGGAGGGGCCGUAAUGCAAAGACAUAGAGGCACAAGGCGGCAUAUUUCACUAAGAGACGAGGCUGAGGUGAAGCUACCGGCUGCCUCUUUCUGGUCAGGAAGCGAAACUCCAUCCACCCCUUGGUGGAUUCAGUAGAGCUUUGAGCACAUGUAUUGUUUUUUUUUAUAUCUAAUAUGUGUGUUUGUAAAAAGGUGCCAUAUGCUCCGUGUAUACAUUUUAGCUCACUAUUUGUCAUUCCUUGUGCUCCAGGGGACUGGCGGGUCAGCAGUGAAGGGGUUAAGGAGCAGGGAUAGCCCUGUUUUGUCUCUGUGGCCUUCUUUGCCAUUGUUGUGGUGGAAUUGAGCUUGGUGCACCUCACUUGGCCUCUAUGUGCUGUAGCCUCUAUAGUGCUCUCAUGUCAGCGCUAUUUUAUAGCUUCUGCAGCUGUAUAUUUCCCUUUUCUUUGCACAUACACACUCUGUACACAUGGUAAUGCAACAUACUGCAGAUGUAACAUCAUCCAUGCAUGGCAUCCUUUGAUGUGCAUGUGCUAUUUUUUGUCAACUUGACACUUUGUGUGAAAUUAUAUGCUCUUCGUGUAAAAAUAUUUUGGUAAUAAUUUUCCUGCAUGCAAUGACACAAUACAGAACAACAAGAUAAAUGACUGCUUAUACCAUUUGAAGCUAUCACCUCAAUGACAAGCCAUUGUACCCCUAAAGGUACAGUCAUAUACUUUACAUUCAACAGAAGGGUUAUAUUCUAGAACGCUUGUGAGGCAAACAGACACCAUCCAUGUAUUCGUACCUGGGCUCUGUUAUAUUAUUUUACACUUGUGUUCACUUGAUUUGUUUUGCUGACAAUAAUGAUGCAAAUAUCAUGAAUAAUUUACUUUCAGGUUUCAGAUUUGAGAAACAUACAAUAUCAACGCACCGUGUUGGAGGUGCUGCGUUUGAUUGUUUAUAGCCCACAGUCGCUGCAGACGUUGUAAUUAAAAAAAAAAGAAGAUGCACUCUGCAUCUGCCAGCCUCCCAGCUCAUCAAAUAAGCAUAUAGCAGCAAGCAUGUCGGUGGGUUUAUGAAGGAAUUUUGAAUUAUAAUUAUAAAUGGCACUGUCUGAAUGUGUAAAGCUUUUAUGCCAGGUAUCACACAGGCUAUAUUAAAUGUUGUACUAGUAUAGACUCUAACAAACAUUUCAUCACCAUAACUUAGUGCAGUAUCUCAACAUCAUGGCUGUCUGGUUAGGAGUAUGAUGGUUUGUCACUGGGUAAACAAUGUCCCGCUUUUGUUCCCUUGAAACCUGACCUUUACAGCAUAGGAACAUACCUGGACCUUGUUGGCUCUGCAAAAAAAGGUACAAACAGUUACCUUGAAGCCAAUUAAUUAGCCCUAUGUGGUACGUUAGUGCAGAUUGUAUACCUAGAGGGAUGCCUAAUAUUUGUACCUCUGAAGUUCCUCUACUGUGUUUUUUAGCUUCAUACUUUUCCUUAAAUAUAUGAUUCCCACCCUGGAUCUCACUGUACCCAUCACAAAUGUACUCUCUGCAUUUCCCUGUGGUAAUUGAACAAACAUAAGGACCUCAGUGUCUCAUAAUAAAUUGAUUAAAGAAAGGCUCGCACAAAGCUAUACCAACAAAAAAAAAAACAAGAAUGUAGAAUAUAUGGCUGCAUCUGGAGAUGAGCUGCACUCUCUCCCCUUGGCAACAUGUUUUACUGUAUAUUUAUACACUUUAAUAGCAGUGCUUGCGUGCCGGCUCUCAUUCUUCACCCUCUCCGGCAGCAUAUGAUCAAAUUUGCUGUUUUGUGCCCAGUGGCUCAUAGCAGGGACAGUGCUGUGUGAUUUACAUAUUUAACAUGGAGCCCUCUGCUACUGCUUGCUACUCAUUCAGAUGUGCAGUGGUACAGAGCAAAGACUGGACCUAGGUGGUCUACAGGGAAUAAGCCAGGUCCCAAGGGAAUGGAGCGGGGCCAGACGGCCGCGACAGACAGGUGACCUCGGCCUUGUGAUGUCGUUUACGUUGUCUGGUUGCCACGGUAUCCAUUUGCUUUAAUGAAUGAAGAUUGAAAGUGAGGCUUUGGUUUAUGCAGCCUUUCUCUAUGAAUUUGCUCAGUUUAUGGCAAUGUAUUCAUGAAUAAACACAUUAGAUAAAUCUCCUAAGCCCUGAUAUUAGUGGUGGCAAUAUACAAAUACAUUUGUUUUGGUAGGCAGUUAAAGAAAACAGUCAGAUCACAUAUAGGAAGUCAGCCUGUGGCCACAGCUAGAAUUGAAACGGAUACCGGGUGUUACACCACUAUAACACAUUGUGUUUCCUCUCCUCAUACACACUCACACACAUCCUAUGCUUAAAAAAGGUUUAUUUUGGCAAGCAUCUCUAAAGAUCCACUCUAGCCGUGUAUCUGUAUGAGGAGAAUAGAAGUGAAAUGGGCCCCUCUCACUACUUGCUUUGUGUUGCGGCCAGGUGCUUCCUCUUGUCGGAUCUUGCCCUGUUGUCAUAUGACAGGCCUGGAUGCGAUGAACGCCUCAUGUAGGCAUCAGCAUGGACAGCUGUGAGUCUCCCGUGUUUUCUGGGACAGACGAUGGGCUCAGCUCCUCCCAGCAGCAGCAACUUCCACAGCCCUGGAGCGAUCACUCAAGCCUGCAGGUUCCUUGCACCAACCAGGCCCCUUCCCUGGACCCGCUGUCUUUCUCCGCUCCUUAUCCUUCUCAACCCCCAAACCCUAGCGCUCUUCAUGACGAGCUGAGAGAACUACAGUCCCAGCAUCAACAGCCAAAACAAACAGCCCAGGCCCAUCGUGAAAGCCCUGCCACCAGUCAGCUGCAUUCCAAGAGAGAAGGUCUUGAGGAAGAGGAACACGACGGCGUGAGCUGUGGAGAAGAGGAAGAAUCAGAGGACUUGGAUGAAAUGGAGAUCGACAGCUGUUUCCCCAGUCUUCAACCAUUUUCCGGGGUACCUAUGGCUCCAGGAGGAGGGGGCAUGCCUACCCUUCUGCGCCAUCAGCCCACACAACAGCAGGGCAUGCCUGAAAGUGGAAGUGAGGAAGGAGAGGAGGAAGAGGAAGAGGAAAGUAGUGAUGUAGAGAAUUUGGCUGGAGAGAUAGUCUACCAACCAGAUGGCUCAGCCUACAUCGUGGAGAGCCUCAGUCAGCUGAUCCAAAGCGGUGGGAGCACGGUUCCCGGCCUACUUCCCACAAAUUCUCUCAAUAGUGGAGGAAAAACGGGAGAACCUGCUGGGACAUCAUCCUCAGUCUACCCUCAGAUCAUCAACACGUUCCACAUAGCCUCGUCCUUUGGGAAGUGGUUUGGCAAUUCAGACCAAGGUUUCUCCAAUACCUCAACCAUGGCAGGCCUCAGUCCUGUCCUGCACAGUUUCCGUGUCUUCGAUGUGCGGCACAAAAAUAACAAGGAUUACCUUAAUAGCGAUGGGUCUGCCAAGACGUCCUGUGUAUCCAAAGAUGUUCCAAACAAUGUGGAUUUAUCCAAAUUUGAUGGUCUGGCCCUCUAUGGGAAGGGUAAGCCAAUUCUCAUGUGUUUUCUCUGCAAGCUGUCCUUUGGUUACGCGCGUUCCUUUGCUACUCACGCUGUCCAUGACCACCGCAUGACGCUAUGUGAAGAUGAACGCCGUCUGCUAGGGGACAAGCAUGCAUCUGCUAUCAUCCAGGGCAUCGGGAAAGACAAAGAGCCCCUCAUCAGCUUCCUGGAACCAAAAAAUAAAAGCUCUCCUGUGCCACCUCCCCUGCUUCCUGUGAACUCUGGCCAGAGCUUUUACGGCACAUUUAGUGGUGUCCAUCUAGAGUCUGGAAGCAGCAGUGGGGGCAGCGAGACUCUCUUCAACAAAGACUCUGACUCUGGCCUCCAGCAGCAACAGCAGCAGCAGCAAACCCCGCUAAGCUCUGUCUUGUCUCUUGGAAGGCUGGGCACUCCCAAAGCAUCCACUCUUUCCUCUACCCCAGGCUCUGCCAAAGACUCCAGUGCCCUGUCGAAACAUGGGGGAAGAACAGAGGAGCCUGCUGGGAAAGAGAUGGCUUGCAAGGGAAAAGACAGGGCCACCGAAGGCCAUGGGAGUACAACACACCUAUCUAGCCAGAUGAGGGGUUCAGGAGAAGAGCAACUGUCAUUAGGGGAAGACGAUGAGGUGGAGGCAAAAGGCACAGUUGUGACCGGUGGUGUUAACAGUAGCAGUGGUGGAGGUGAAGCAGGGGAACCAGCUGUCUCAAACCAAAGCAUUUCCAAAUCUCCUUUAUUAAUGCCUAGUAGCACUCUCCAGCCUUCUGCCUGCACCCCUGCAGCCAGUUACACACUAAACAGCAAAUCCCCUGCUUCCACUUCGUGCUCUGUCAAGGAGGAGGUUUCAGCUACAGAUGGUGAGGGGAGAUCCUCAGAACUCCCUCUGAGCUUUAACUGCCAGGGAUCUAUGGUUCCCAUGGCAAUGGCAGCAGCCAAUGUCAGAAAGAGUGAGGAUGACACUGUUGGCACUUCCUCCUCACCUCUGUCCUCUAAUGCUGCUGCUGAUGAAAGUGCCAGUCGAGAUAGUGCCACAGCUCCAGAACCAAAUGAUUGCCCAGCUGAGGAAGAGGAGGAAAAUGGAUCCCUUCUGCAGCAGCACCACAUGCACCACCAUCAUCAUCACUUGCAUCCAUCAUCUCAUAGCCACACUCACCCACAACCCGGAGGUUCCUGUGACAUUACAGGGGUGAAUGACUGUUCGCAGAACCACGGACCCAGUGGCGGUGUGGGAAGUGGAGUCGAGUGCCCUAAAUGCGACACGGUUCUAGGUUCCUCGCGCUCCUUGGGUGGUCACAUGACCAUGAUGCAUUCGCGUAAUUCAUGCAAGACGCUAAAGUGUCCCAAAUGCAACUGGCAUUACAAAUAUCAACAGACCCUGGAGGCCCACAUGAAAGAAAAGCACCCGGAUUCGGGAGGCUCCUGUAUGUACUGCAGCAGUGGUCAAAGCCACCCUCGUCUGGCUCGUGGAGAAAGCUAUACCUGUGGAUACAAACCUUUCCGAUGUGAGGUGUGUAACUACUCAACCACCACCAAGGGUAACCUAAGCAUCCACAUGCAGUCGGAUAAACACCUGAACAACAUGCAGACGUUGCAGAAUGGAGGCUCAAUUGGAGCUGCACAGGAACAGGUGUUUGGACAUGGCCCAGGUGGCGUGGUGGCCGUGCCCACAGUGACCCAGGCCAGUAGCCAUCAUCCUGCCCACCACCACCCCACACAGUCCUCUUCCCAUGUAACUGGACCGUGUGGGGCUCCCUCACCGACCAAGCCAAAGAACAAACCUACUUGGCGCUGUGAGGUAUGCGACUAUGAAACCAACGUGGCACGGAAUCUCCGUAUCCACAUGACCAGCGAGAAGCACAUGCACAACAUGAUGCUCCUCCAGCAGAACGUGACUCAGAUGCAGCAUGGCCGACUAGCGCUGGGAGCGAUGCCCUCGCCCUCCGAGGCUGAGCUCUACCAGUAUUACCUGACCCAGAAUAUGAGCCUACCACCUGGCCUCAAGAUGGACCCAACAGGAGCAGAGGCCCAGUUCUUGAUGGGGGGCUUUUCUUUAGAUCCCAGCAUGGCUGCCUUGGCCCCUGCACUUGUAGGUGGAGAAAUUCCUAUGGACAUGCGACUGGGCAGCGGGCAGCUGGUGUCUGAAGAGCUGAUGACGCUGGGAGAAAGUCUAUCACAAACCAGCGACCCGUCUCUUAAACUCUUUCAGUGCGCCGUGUGCAACCGCUUUACCACUGACAACCUGGAUGUACUGGGCCUCCACAUGGGUGCAGAGCGCAGCCUGCCUGAAGAGGAGUGGCGAGCCGUGUUGGGUGACUCUCACCAGUGCAAGCUGUGCCACUACACCACUCAGCUCAAGGCCAAUUUCCAGCUGCACUGCAAAACAGACAAGCAUGUUCAAAAGUACCAGCUUGUGGCCCAUAUUAAGGAAGGAGGCAAAGGCAAUGAAUGGCGAUUGAAAUGUGUGGCCAUCGGCAAUCCAGUGCACCUGAAGUGCAACGCUUGUGACUACUACACCAACAGCCUGGAGAAGCUGAGAAUGCACACGGUCAAUUCCCGACACGAGGCCAGCCUCAAACUAUACAAGCACCUGCAGCAGCACGAAAACGCAGUGGAGGGUGAUGCCUGCUACUACCACUGCGUGCUGUGCAACUACUCCACCAAGGCCAAGCUCAACCUGAUCCAGCAUGUGCGUUCCAUGAAGCACCAGCGCAGCGAAAGCCUCAGGAAGCUGCAGCGCUUACAGAAGGGCCUGCCGGAGGACGACGAAGACCUCAGCUCCAUCUUCACUAUCCGCAAAUGCCCCUCGUCAGAUACAGGAGAGCUGAGUGAGGAUGUGGAGGCUGCUAGUGAGACCACCACAGACCAGGAGGACCAAACCAAAGACAGAGAAAGUGGGGGGGAGAAGGAGCUCACCAAAGGGACAGCAGUGUCCAUCCACGCGGAACAACGUCAGUCAGAUUCCCCGAUUCCAAGCAAAAGGCCCUCGUCACGGUCGGAGACCUCUGAGACCCCACUCUCCUCAAAGCGUCCCCGGACUGCUGAAAAGCAAGCUGCAGAGCAGAUGUACCAGUGCCCUUACUGCAAGUUCACCAACACAGACCUGAAUCGUCUCAGAAUGCACGUGAUGACACAGCACUCUGUCCAGCCCAUGUUACGCUGCCCGCUGUGUCAGGACAUGCUCAACAACAAGGUCCACCUGCAGUUCCACCUCACGCACCUGCACAGUGUCGCACCCGACUGUGUCGAUAAGCUCAUUGCCACGGUGACUGCAACUGAUGUUCUCCCAGCAAGCAUGUUCAUACCUGUGCCUGGUCCAGAAAGAGAGACCCCGAACCCUUUGCAUGCUGUUGCUAACGCUGAAGAUACAAAGAAACAAGGUGAUUCACCAGAUGCUGAUCUUGAGAAGGGUGUUUCACUCCCAACAGAAAUAGCUGAAGCUCACAAGUCCCCUCUAGAAGAUCAACAAACGGAGAAGGAUGAUUCAACUGGAUUCCUGUGCUGGAAGAAAGGCUGUAAUCAAGUGUUCAAGUCAUCCAACUCUCUCCAGAUGCACUUCAAUGAAGUUCACAACAAAAGGCCCCAGCUGCCUGUUUCAGAUCGCCAUGUCUACAAGUAUCGUUGUAACCAAUGCAGCUUGGCCUUCAAGACGGUGGAGAAGCUCCAGCUCCAUUCCCAGUACCAUGUGAUUCGAGCAGCCACCAUGUGCUGCCUCUGCCAGCGGAGCUUCAGGACACUACAAGCACUGAAGAAACAUUUAGAAACCAGCCACCUGGAGCUGAGUGAAGCUGAUAUCCAGCAGCUGUAUGGUGGCUUAUUGAUGAAUGGAGACAUUAUGGUCAUGAGUGACGUAGCCCUUGCCGAUGAGCAUGGAGGUCUGGGAGAAGAUGACAAAGACGGAGAUGAGAGUGACUUGGAGGAAAAGCAAAGCCCAACAGGCAGUGACUCUGGCUCACUACUGGAAGAUUCCGGAUCUGAACCAAAGCGUGCUUUGCCAUUCAGAAAGGGCCCCAACUUUACAAUGGAGAAGUUCUUGGAUCCAUCUCGUCCUUUCAAGUGCACCGUCUGCAAAGAGUCAUUCACACAGAAAAACAUUCUUCUGGUUCACUACAACUCUGUCUCCCACCUGCACAAGGUGAAGAGAGCGCUUCAGGAAUCUACUACUGGUCAACCAGAGCCUACAAGCAGCCCUGACAGCAAGCCAUUUAAGUGUAACACUUGUAAUGUGGCAUAUAGCCAGAGUUCUACUUUGGAAAUCCACAUGCGCUCCGUGCUGCACCAAACAAAAGCAAGGGCAGCCAAACUAGAAGCUGCAGGAGGGAUACCAAGCUCUGCAAGUGCUACUGGUGCGAGCGGUGGAAACACUACCAUUAGCACUUCAACAAGUCCAAGCCCAGCAAGCAAUUCAACAGCAAACACAACCAACCACAAUUCUUCUGGGUCUCAAACAGCUCAGAGUCUUCUUGGAGGAAACCACACAUCCCAGAGUCAUAGCAAUGAGACUAGCAGCUCCAUCAGCAGCCGUUCCUCGCCAUCGGAGAACAGUGAUGCAAAAAAGGCUAAAUAUGCAGACAUGCUGUCUGCAAGGGGGCAACAACAGCUUCAGCAACAACAACAUUUAGCUCAAGCUCAAGCCCAAGCCCAAGCCCAACUUCAACAAGAGCUCCAGCAGCAGGCUGCUCUUCUGCAAUCUCAGCUCUUUAACCCAGCACUUCUGCAGCACUUCCCCAUGACAACUGAUGCACUUCUCCCCUUGCAACAGCAGCAGUUGCUGUUUCCUUUCUAUAUCCCUGGAGCAGAAUUUCAGCUAAACCCGGAGAUCAACAUCAGUAAUUCAGCACUUGGACUAACAGGAUCAACCACCUCGCUGCUAGAAGAUCUCAAAAACUCAGCCCAGCAGAGCUGCUUACAGCAGCAACUGAUGCAUCACCAUCUUCAGCAGCAGCAGCCUCACUCACAGGUUCAAGGUCAGAUGGCAUUGCUGCAGCAGAGUGCUUCUCUCCACCAGCAACUUGAAAAAAAGCAGAAGCCGACCUCUCAAACCGACAAAGACAAAGAUACUCAAAGAGAAAAGGACAUGACUGAAAAAAACGAGGACGGCAACAAAGAUUCAAUGGACAAAUUAAAAGAAAAGAAGGAACUUCAACAUAUUUCAACCAAUAUAAACCAUGACUCCGGCUUACUUCCACCAAGGAUUGCAUCAGAUGCUCGUGGAAAUGCAACCAAAGCCCUGCUAGAAAAUUUCGGGUUUGAGUUAGUGAUUCAGUAUAAUGAAAAUAAACAAAAAGCUCAGAAAAGGGGAACUGGGCCUACAGGAUCAAGUGGACCAGGUGGAAUCACAAGAGUGGUGGAUCCCGUCGAGGGAUUAGAGAAACUGGAAUGUGAAGCCUGUGGCAAGCUUUUUUCCAAUAUACUGAUUCUAAAGAGCCACCAGGAGCAUAUCCACCAGGCUUUCUUUCCAUUCCGAUCCCUUGAGCGAUUCGCCAAGGAAUACAGAGAGAAUUAUGAUAAACUAUAUCCACUGAGACCCUCCACACCAGAGGCUGCUCCAGCUCCUCCACCUCCUCCCCCUCCUCCUCCACCCCAACGAGCUCCCACACCAAAUAUUCCCGUCUCUGCGGCCUCACUCACACCUCCGACUGUACCUACUCCACAGCCUCCAGUUCCAAUGCCUCAAAUUCCCAUGCCAAUGGAUUUGCCGAUCUUCUCACCACUAAUGAUGCAGCCCAUGUCUCUCCAGUCCUUGCCCACCCAGAUGCCCCCUCAGCUACCAUCUGUUGAACCUUCUCUGGCCUCCGACUUGGCCCAGCUGUACCAACAACAGCUCACUCCAGCCAUGCUACAGCAGCAACAGAACAAGAGGCCACGGACACGUAUCACAGACGACCAACUUCGGGUUCUGCGACAGUACUUUGAUAUUAAUAAUUCACCUAAUGAAGAACAGAUUAAAGAGAUGGCAGAUAAAUCAGGACUGCAACAAAAAGUCAUCAAGCACUGGUUCAGAAACACCCUUUUCAAAGAGCGACAACGCAACAAAGACUCGCCAUACAACUUCAAUAAUCCGCCAACCACCACACUCGAAGAGACUAAAAUUGACUCUAAACCUCCUUCUCCUGAACCGCAAAAGCACGAUUUUUAUGGAAGUAAACGGUCUUCUAGAACUAGGUUUACUGACUACCAGCUGAGAAUCUUGCAAGAUUUCUUUGAUGCCAAUGCAUAUCCUAAAGACGAUGAGUUUGAACAGCUUUCCAAUCUUCUGAGCCUUCCUACUCGUGUCAUUGUCGUUUGGUUCCAAAAUGCUCGCCAGAAGGCGAGGAAAAAUUAUGAAAACCAGAGUGACGGCGGGAAAGAUGGCGAGAGACGAGAACUGUCAAACGACCGAUAUAUUCGCACCUCAAAUCUGAACUACCAGUGCAAAAAAUGCAGCUUGGUAUUCCAAAGAAUAUUUGAUCUCAUAAAACACCAGAAGAAGCUGUGCUACAAAGACGAGGAUGAAGAUGGGCAAUAUGACAGCCACAAUGAGGAUUCCAUGGAUCUGUCUAAUGAAAGUUAUACUCCCUCUGGUUCUUCCUGCCACACCCCAAUGCCCUCCUCUUCAAGUCUCUGCCCACUGCCACCCUCCACCUCAGCAUUCAUGCACCUCUCUUCAGCUGAUAAGGAUGAGGCUUCACCAGCAACCACCUCAAACCUUCAUGAGGAAAAGUCAAAGGAGCUAACAGACAUUUCUGCUGAUCCCCAAGAAAACAAAACAUCUAUCAAGCAGGAAAAUGUUCUCCAAACCCAUUCUGAAUCACAACAGCAGAGAAAUCCGAGAGAAGAGAAGAUGCAGUCACUUUCAAAGCCGAACAAACAUUCAUCUCCUUCCUUCACACAACAACAAAGUGGACCAUCAGCCUCACAGACAAGCCAGGCUCCCCCUCAAAGCUCCCACAUAAGCCACAAUCCACAUCUGAGCUCUGCUACAAAUCAAAUGGCCCAGCAGAUGAUCCCAUACCAGUGUGAUCAGUGCAAGAUUGGCUUCCCUUCUUUUGAGCACUGGCAGGACCACCAGCAAUUACACUUCCUUUCCGUGCAGAAUCAGUUUAUCCACCCACAAUUUCUUGACCGGCCGAUGGACAUGCCUUUCAUGCUAUUUGACCCGAGCAAUCCUCUCCUGGCAAGUCAGUUACUCUCUGGGGCAAUGCCCCAGAUCCCCAGCAGUUCUGCCACCUCUCCUUCCACACCCACCUCCACCAUGAACUCCCUCAAGAGGAAGCUCGAGGAAAAAGCUGGCACAAGUCCAGGAGAGAAUGACAGCACAAACAGUGAAGAGCCACAGAGAGACAAACGGCUUAGAACCACCAUCACACCGGAACAGCUAGAGAUACUCUAUCAGAAGUAUCUAUUGGAUUCUAACCCUACACGCAAGAUGCUUGACCACAUUGCCCAUGAGGUGGGGUUGAAGAAAAGAGUAGUGCAAGUCUGGUUUCAAAAUACCAGAGCCAGAGAGAGAAAAGGCCAGUUUAGAGCAGUGGGGCCAGCUCAAGCUCAUCGAAGAUGCCCUUUUUGCAGAGCUCUUUUUAAAGCAAAAACGGCUCUUGAGGCACACAUUCGCUCUCGCCACUGGCACGAGGCCAAACGGGCUGGCUAUAAUUUGGCCCUGACUGGUAUGCUACCUGAUCAGGAGGGCAUGCAAAUAAAGUUGGAUGCCUUGGAAUCAAGCUAUUCCCAAAUGGCUUCAUCAAAUAUGGAUGGACAAAGCUCUUCGAUGUCUCCUGUCAACAGAGGAAUGGAUUUGUCUCCCAGGGCUCUACUGAGUCCUUCAUCCAUUAAAGUUGAGGGAAUGGAAGAAUUUGAGAAUGCAGCCAUGUCUUCUGUGAAUCUCAGCUUUGAUCAAAACAAGCUGGAUAACGACGACUGUUCCUCUGUGAAUACAGCCAUCACAGAUACAACAACAGGUGAUGAGGCUAACGCCGAUAAUGACAGUGCUGAUGCAAAACACAGCCAAAGUAGCAGUGAUUACCUGUCAAAGCAGGGGUGCACUGCCCCCAUCCUUGAAAAUGAUGACCAGAUGUCCUCCGGGCUCGUCAGCCCUGCAACAAGCUAUUAUGCUAAGGACUAUGAAAAUGAACAUAUUAUUGACCACAGCGAGACAUCCAGUCUGGCUGAUCCUUGCUCGCCAAGUCCUGGAGCCUCAGGUACCAGGAGCAUUGACAGUGGAGAUCGUCCUGGCCAAAAGCGCUUCCGAACCCAGAUGACCAACCUCCAGCUUAAAGUAUUGAAGUCCUGUUUUAAUGACUACAGGACCCCCACCAUGCUGGAAUGCGAGGUACUUGGCAAUGAUAUUGGACUUCCAAAGAGAGUGGUUCAGGUGUGGUUUCAAAAUGCCCGUGCCAAGGAGAAAAAGGCGAAACUUAACAUGGCCAAGCACUUUGGAAUCAAUCAAACAUCCUAUGAGGGGCCAAAGACUGAAUGCACUUUGUGUGGUGUCAAGUACAGUGCCCGCCUCUCUGUCCGCGAUCACAUAUUCUCCCAGCAGCACAUCUCCAAGGUAAAGGAUACCAUUGGCAGCCAGAUCGAUAAGGAAAAAGAAUACUUUGACCCAGCUACUGUCCGUCAACUUAUGGCUCAGCAAGAAAUGGACCGAAUUAAGAAGGCCAAUGAGGUUUUAGGAUUGGCGCAGCAGCAGGCCAUGCAGCAGCAGGGGAUGUUUGAUAACCCAGCAAUGCAGGCGCUGAAUCUACAGUCAGCCUAUUCCAAUCUGCAAGGCAUUCCACCAGUCCUCUUGCCCGGGGUUGGAAGCCCCUCUCUUUCCAGCUUUAACUCCUCUAAUUCAGCUUUAACUCCUCCAAAACCUUCAAACCUGCUAAACAUGCCUGGUGCCGGUGUUCCAUCGCCAAGCCUCCCCACAUCCGGAUUGCCCAACAAGCCGCCCUCAUCAUCAUCCCUGUCCACAUCGAGCCCAGCACAGACCAACACUUCUGUUUCCACCUCAAACCCCACCUCCACAUCCAACUCCGCUUCUUCGACCAGCCAGUCCAUCUCCCGUCCCGAACACCCCAAAGAGCAUGAAGGCGAGAGGUUAAGAGACAAAGACAAGCCCAAGGAUAAGGCAGAGAAGCCCUCAACUCCAUCAUCAACUGGAGGCACCCCUGCCCCUUCUACUUCUGCUGCCAGCGCCAAGAAAGAAAAAACAGAUCCUGCUGUUCCGGCCACCUCUAUGCCAACUCCUGGUAUGGAGUAUGUGGUAGACCCUGCCCAGCUUCAGGCCCUGCAGGCUGCAUUGGCUUCGGACCCUACUGCUCUUCUCACCAACCAGUUCUUGCCCUAUUUCAUGCCUGGCUUUUCCCCGUACUACACCCCUCAGAUCCCAGGUGCUCUCCAAGGGGGUUACCUGCAACCGAUGUAUGGUAUGGAGAGUCUUUUUCCCUACAACCCCGCCUUGUCACAAGCACUGAUGGGCCUUUCUCCAGGCUCUCUGCUGCAGCAUUACCAGCAAUAUCAGCAGAGCUUGCAAGAAGCACUACAGCAGCAGCAGCGGCAGCUUCAGCAGAUCCAGCAACCCAAGGCAAGCCAAAAUCAAGCCCCCUCUAAAUCCUUGGGGGAUCGGAAAGAGUCUGCCAAAGAUCCAGCGAAAACAGAGGAGAAAAAGGGCAACCCUCAUACUGCAUCCCCAACUACCCCUUCCACAUCCUCCCCGUCGAAUAAAGUACACACUGCGCAGAAUGACUUGGAUGGCAAAGCUGUGGACCCCCAUCUGGACCAAUUCAUCGUCCCCAAGGUGCAGUACAAACUGGCAUGCCGGAAGUGUCAAGCAGUUUUCACCAAGGAAGAAGCGGCUAUUACCCACCUUAAGUCUAACUGUUUUUUUGGUCAGUCUGUGGCAAACCUGCAAGAGAUGUUGCUGCGUGUACCCAGCGGCGUAGGUGCAGGGGCUGGAAGUCUCUACGACUGCCUGGCUUGUGACACUACGUUGGAUGGGGAAAAAGCACUCAGUCAACACCUGGAAUCAGCUUUGCACAAACACAGAACAAUCAAGCGAUCAGCCAGAAAUGCCAAAGAGCUCGCUACUAGUUUAUUACCUCACUCUUCAGCCUGCUUCCCCAAUCCUAACACCACAUCUACCUCGCAGUCUGCCACUCAUCCCAUCAGCAGCCCCACUCCGCCGCCAACAACAUCAGCCACCAUGCCAUGCUCUGCCGUGUCCGCCACCCUUUGCUCGUCCUCCUCCACUUCUUCCUCCAGCACCCAGCUCAACGCCACGGCUUCCGGCAAACCCUGGCCCCAGGCCCCUUUCUCCAGAGCUUUAGUCGGGAAGCCCAAUGCCAGUCCCUCCUCUGCUUCUUCCUUGUUUCCAGUGUCCUCACCCUCAACGGUUACCUCAAGUUCAUUGAGCACCUCAGGAGUUCAGACCUCGAUACCAACAGACGUCUUUACUGACGAGUCUGACUCUGACAGCAGUCAGAAGUCAGCAGACAGGCUGGGCAGGACGGCGGACAAGCCGCAACAACCUGGCUUUGUCAAAGACAGUAGUUCUUGUAGUAGUAAUCUUACUAGCGUAGGAACAGACUCCAUCAGAUUGUAAAAGAUCUUUCGGUGAUGGACAAUGUUUAAAAAAACACAAAAAGGAAAAAAAAACACACAAAUGGGAAAAAAAACAUAAAAAACAGCAAUGUUAAAUACGUUAAAGGUAUACAAACCAAUUUCAGAAAAAGAUGUAAAGACUUACUGCAAUUCCAAAGCUUGUAACCAAAAAUUUUAAUGUUAGUGGAUUGUUUUCCCAUAUCAACAUGCUGGUUUUCAUUUUGUUUCCCUUUGCUCAACUGAAACACAUACAUAUUGAUAUAUGAGAGGAGAAAAGAUCGCUGCAGAGGAAUGCUGACAAAUGGCCCGAGAAAGAAAGAAAGAAAAAGUCAGAGUGAAGAAAAUGUCCUUUUGUUUCAUAAUAAUUUAUAUUGACUAGCGCACUCACAAAAAGCCAGUAUGUGCUGUAUGGGAGAAUAGUCUGGUCCACGUUCUUGCUAUUUAAGCAUUCAGAUACCAAUGGCUUGCAAAAGUAAAAUAAUAAUGUAUUGUCUAUUUUAUUCUCAGGUCAAGAGAUCACAAAUGUUUUCUUCUGUUACACAAAUCCAUGUUUUACACUUUUUUUUUAUUUCUUCAUAUCUUCAUUUACUUAUUUUAAUUAGAGUGAAAAUUGAUUUGGCGUUCUUCUGGGCAUUAAAUCGGCAGUUAAUUGGCUGAGUCGAACUCUUGCAAAAAGAUUAAAUGGAGGAGAAUUGUUGUCCAUUCAUACCAGACAAAGAGAACAUUGCAGACAUACGAAUGGGCCAAAAUGAGUUUUGAUGAAUAAGAAGAAAAAGAACCCAGCACCCUGUGUAUUUAUGAUAGUUCAGAAUAUUUUUGGUGUUACAUAAAUUGUUGCAUUGGAAAUGAAUUCAAGAAGUAUGGUAGGUUUGUGUACAUUUAGCUUUUGUAUUGUCCAACUUAAAGACACUUCAUUUGAUGUCGUCUUGGUCAUUCCGAUAGAUUAGAUGAUGAUUGGCAGAUCAUUGAUCAACGCUGUCUUAUUCUCAACCUUGUCGGGAUACAUUCACCCGAAUUCCCUUCCCGAUAAGGCAGGAACCUCUUAAUGGGUUAUUUAAAAUGUAUGGGUCAGUUGGUACUGCAUCAGCUGAAAGAAAAGAAAAUGCUAUAGGUGAAAUGUUGAAAAUGUUAUUUUAUUUAAGUUCAUGUUACCUUUGUGCACUUAUUACUGUCUGACUCCUAUUUCCCACUCUACUUGUUCUUCUCUUCGCACUUAUUUUCGUCAGCUGUCCUGUCUUUGUAGAUAUGUACACGAUAAUGCAGGUCUACAGUUUUUAUUUUCUUCCUAUUUGUUGUCAUACAUAAAAAUGAAAAAAGAAUACUAAUAAUAAUUCUCACGCUUUAAGACAAAAAGAAAAUCCAAAGACUGAACACUUUCACCAUUGGUGCAUAAAGAUGAGUAAAGAGGCUUCUUUAUACUUGAUAAUUUGUUGCUGUUUUUAAAGGAAAGAAAACAAAGUUUUAAAAGAUAAAGGAGUACGUAUCAAAGUUGCCGUUUUUGCUUCCUUGCGAGCAAACAGGUGGCUUUUUUACGUAAAUACCAAAAACCAAAAAGGGCCCCCUGUCCUUGCAUUGUGGAGUAGCACCGUUACAGAGCCAUUGCAGUUUGUAAGAUACAGUUAUGCAUCUUUCUUUGACGUUUGUCACAUUCAAUUGUCCAUUUUUUGAAGAUCAUGUUUGAGGUCUUGUCAAGGACAUACGUUUUGCUGCUAAUGUAGACUUUUGAAAGAAGACAAAAAAAAAAAAAAACGUACCUAGAUGCAUGCUUAUUUUGCUUUUGGCUAAGCUUUAAUGAAAAACAAACAAUAAACCAAUUUCUUGCCUCUGCAACACCUUUUUUUUUUUUGUUUCUUGUUGCAAAAACGGAACUUUGAAGACUGUGAAUAUGUAUGUUCCAAAGGACAUUUUGCUGAUUUUCUUUUUGAACAGACCAAUGUUUCCAAGCCAAUGAUCUAUGACGUUUGUAAAGAACAGUGCAUUCCUAUUACCACAGUGGAGUUUUCUUUCUUCACGAGCAAAGACUGAUCUUUUUGUCAUUUGAAUUCCUUAAACUGUCAAAAUCGAUUUUCACUCCAUUUUUCAUGCGGCUGUCAACUGUUUGUGUACAUUUUUACUGAACAGAGUGAUCUCCAAAGGUCCAUUUGUGCAAGCAUGGAACACUCCAUCCAUUUGAGGUUGUUGCUCACUUGUUAAGCAAGUCAUGGUAGUUACCAAAAAGUGUAUAUAAUACAUCUGGUACUGAUGUGUCUCCUAGCUUUUAGUCAUAUGUUUGCCAGUCAACAUACAGCUACUUUCAGAGGAGAAUGAUAGCUUUUUAACUGCGGUGCGGUUGCCCCCAGCAACGACUUGUUCCAGGUGUAAGCAGGGUGCCACACUUACGCAUAGAUUACAGGUCUGGAAGGGCAUCUUCAUUCCAAAGCAUUAUUUCUUGUCGGUUGGAGGUGUUUUUGGAGAUGUCCUUCAAUGUUCAAAUGGUUAGGAGGCUUUCAUGUCCCAAAGAAGUCACCCACUUCAUCUUAUUGCAAUGGAAAUGGAUGCACAUCGGUACAGUACCCCCACCCUCUCACUGAUGACAAAAUGUAUAUUUUUUCAACCAAAACCAAGACUUAUUUAAAUUUGUGAAAAAAAAACUUUCUUUUUUGACCAAUAUUGUAUAGCCAAUUUAUAUAUAGUAUAUACAAAUAAUCCCCCAAUAAUCUUUAAUGCGUUUUGGUGUUGAUACCAUAGCAUGCUGUUCAAAUCAUCACAUUGAGCCUGCAAGCUUGCCACUUCUCUGAUGUUCAAUCCCCUUAAAGUCUGUGUACUUUUUUUUUGUUUUUUAAUUUAUGCAUUUUAAAGUAUCAUAUGAUGUAUCAGACAUGUAUUUUCAUUUUCCUAUCGAUUUUUUUUUCUUUUACUGUAUAUUACUUUAAUCAUAAAUUAACACUAGCUUUAAUUUUAAGAUUUUAAGAAAAGGAAACAAAAUAUGUCCUGGCCACUUUAUGGAGAUUUCUUUUUUUUUUUGAGAUAUGAUUAUUUGUCUUCUUCCCAAAGUGUAAUCAUUUUGGCUUUGUAUGAAUGUGUUUGUGUGUGUGUUUUUAUUUUGUCUUACACACCAAAACUGAUUGAACCACAAAUCUGAGUAAAUUAGAAAAUCAAACGAUCGGAAGUGAACAUGAUUGCGAAGCACUGAGCAAUUUUUACUUUGAAUGUGGCCAAAGCUUUAUGCAGUUAAAAAAAAAAAAAGAAAAUGUGCCCCAACAUUAAGUGUAUAUUUUAUUGAAAUACUGCUGUGGAUUUCCACACUGCUACUUUGGGAUACUUGAUGGACAUUGAAAAGUGACAAGGAUUUGCUGUAGAGGUCAUCUUUGCCCACUGUGAAAAGGAGCGUGUAUCUGUAUACAGAUAAAGAUAUAUUUAAAACAAGACAUCAACAUUUUUUUUUCUUUAUUUCUGAGAUGAAGAAGGACUGAAAAGAAAAAAAAAAGAGCGUUGGUGCUCUUUCUGAGGAGGACACGAGAGGCUGUGGGCACACCACAACCGGGGCACGGGAGCCGAGGGCAGGGUCUGAAACAGCUUUAAAUACCACCUCCUUAUUUGAUUAGCGACAACUCCCAAUGGACUCUGGAACCAACGGACAUGAGUGACAGAGAGGACUGAAUCUUGAGUGGCUCCAGCUGCCUCUUUCCUCCUUUCUUUUCCCCCCGAUCUGCCUCUGCUUCCGCUCCUCUGAAGGACGUUUCCCAAAUUUCAGGACAGGACGGACAGAGACACUUGCCUCUUUCUCCUCCUUCAUGUUGCUACCUGUCGCCUUUUCCCCUCCGCUUGUCUUUUGGGUAACAAGUAAGGCUCUCAUGUCGCGCGGCAGCUCACCCUUCACUCUGUUGCUAUGAAAUGAAGAGCAGAGGAUGGGGUCGGGUUCUCUAAACUGUCAGUUUUUCCUAGAAAAAGAGGCAGUUUGUACACUUAAAGAAAAGCGUAUUAACCAAAAUCAACAACCAAACUAACAACCAAACAACCAUUUGCUCCAACUUCAAAGAUGAACUGUUACUUGGAGCGAUCUGUUCCUUUUGUGACUUCUGGUGCCACAAUGUUUUUGUUUGUUUUUAAAAACCUUUUGGACUUCUUUUGUUUCCUUAAAAUGACUCCUCGUUCGAGCCUCAUAAGCAUGGCUCUGUGGCUCCAGGCAGCCCAGCUGGGGGUAGAAAAAACAGCCUUGCAAUGUACAAAAAAGAGCAAGUUAAACCAAAAAUGUUGUUCUUGAUGUCUUUUCUAUACUGUAGUCUUGUUAGCUUUUUUGUUACUGUAAUUAUAUGAUGAAGAUUUCCAGACUGUACCAAAUGACAUGGAAACUAACAUACAGUACAAACACAACACACAUGGAACUUCAGACUUUUAAAGAAACUUUUUGUCACAAAACCUUGUUGUCCUAGUUAAGUUGAUUGUAGAUGGUAAUUGAAUAUACUCCUUUGAAAUAUUUCAUCAAGUAUGUUUCUUGCUCAUUGUGAUACAUUAAAAUAAGUAUGAGCAUACA
Doryrhamphus excisus (bluestripe pipefish) is the source of this 22156-nucleotide messenger RNA. The record is from RefSeq and is a predicted model, not a curated record. Lineage: Eukaryota; Metazoa; Chordata; Actinopteri; Syngnathiformes; Syngnathidae.